AUCAUCUGCAAGGAGAGAAAUGUGCGGCUCGGACGCGCAGUCCUCGCGAAGCAGUGGCACCUAGGGCGCGCUCUGGACCGCCGGGGUCUGCCGUCUGGCGCUGCGCCACGUGCUUUGAUCCGAGCUGAUGUCAAGUGGGUGUGGGCUUUUAGGGAAGGCCGGGCGAGGACAAGGAGGGCGCGAGAUGCGCCGCGGGCGCGCUGAGGCCCCAGCGCGCUCCGCAACCCAGCGCUGCUGACCGUGGCCAGUCCCGGCUCCCGGAGUGGCUCAUGGAACCAAGGCGCUGCCCGUCCGGGCACGCGUGCCCCGCCGCCCUGGGGGGCUUGCGGGGGACGCUGCCGGGAGCCUGCAGCCAUAACCAGCAGACCACAGCGUUCAGGCAUCCUGUGAGCGGGCAGUUUUCUCCAGAAAAUAGUGAAUUUAUUCUUCAAGAGGAGCCAAAUCCACAUAUGUCAAAGCAAGAGAGAAACCAAAGACCGUCCAGCAUGGUCAGUGAAACGUCCACGGCUGGGACCACUUCCACCGUGGAGGCCAAGCCUGGCCCCAAGAUCAUAAAGUCCAGCAGUAAAGUCCACAGCUUUGGGAAGAGGGACCAGGCUAUUCGGAGGAACCUGAAUGUUCCAGUGGUGGUGAGGGGCUGGCUGCACAAGCAGGACAGUUCUGGGAUGAGGCUGUGGAAAAGGAGGUGGUUUGUGCUUGCUGAUUAUUGCUUGUUUUACUAUAAAGACAGCCGAGAAGAAGCGGUCCUUGGAAGCAUCCCUCUGCCCAGCUACGUGAUCUCGCCGGUGGCCCCUGAGGAUCGCAUAAGUCGCAAAUAUUCCUUUAAGGCCGUGCACACAGGGAUGCGAGCGCUCAUCUAUAAUAGCUCCGCCGGGGGCUAUCAGGCCGAGCAGUCGGGUAUGAGGACCUACUACUUCAGUGCCGACACCCAGGAGGACAUGAACGCUUGGGUCAGGGCCAUGAACCAGGCUGCACAGGUGCUGUCUCGAUCGUCACUGAAGAGGGACAUGGAGAAGGUGGAGCGGCAGGCGGUUCCCCAGGCCAACCACACAGAGGCCUGUCGAGAGUGUGGCCGCGUGGGACCUGGACAUGCGAGGGAUUGUCCUCAUCGUGGCCAUGAAGACUCCUUCGGAUUUGAGAGGCGGGAACAGGAGGAAGACCGGUACCGCUCCCAGAGGGACCCACUGGAGGGCAAGCGGGACAGGAGCAAGGCCAGGUCCCCAUACUCACCAGCUGAGGAGGAUGCCUUAUUUGUGGAUUUACCCAGUGGCCCGAGAGGCCAGCAGGCUCAGCCCCAACGGGCCGAGAGGAACGGUGUGCUGCCUGCCGCGUCUGGCCCAGGAGAGCAGAAUGGGACUGGCGGGUACCAGCGGGCCUUUCCUCCCAGGACCAACCUUGAGAAGCACAGCCAGAGGAAGAGCAAUCUGGCCCAAGUGGAGCAGUGGGCAAAGGCCCAGAAGGGGGACAGCAGGAGCCUGCCCCUGGACCAGACCCUUCCUCGCCAGGGUCCCAGCCAGUCCCUGCCCUUCCCAGAAAACUACCAGACUCUUCCCAAGAGCAACCGACACCCCUCGGGGGGCUCUUCUCCCCCUCCCCGCAACCUGCCCAGUGACUACAAGUACGCACAGGACCGAGCCAGCCACCUGAAGAUGUCGAGCGAGGAGCGCCGAGCACACCGGGAUGGCACUGUGUGGCAGCUCUACGAAUGGCAGCAGCGCCAGCAGUUCCGGCACGGGAGCCCCACAGCGCCCAUCGGGACCGGCUCCCCGGAGUUCACUGACCAGGGCCGGAGCAGGAGUAUGCUAGAGGUGCCCCGCUCCAUCUCUGUGCCUCCAUCGCCCUCGGACAUCCCUCCCCCAGGACCCCCGAGGGUCUUUCCACCCCGGCGGCCACACACACCAGCAGAGAGGGUCACCGUGAAGCCACCGGACCAGAGGAGGAGUGUGGACAUUUCGCUCGGAGGGUCUCCCAGGAAGGCAUGGGGCCACACCACCAAGAAUUCCUCUCAUGUGGACCGGCGCUCCAUGCCCUCCAUGGGUUACAUGACCCACACCGUCAGCGCUCCCAGUUUACAUGGAAAAUCGGCUGACGAUACCUACCUCCAGCUGAAGAAAGACCUGGAGUACCUGGACCUAAAGAUAAAAAAUAAUGAACCUUUGAUCAACGUGCUUUACAAAGUGCUGAAGAAGUCAGCACGGGGCUGUCGGCCCAGGAGAAGCAUGACAGGCCGGGAUCUUCUCAAGGACCGAAGUCUGAAGCCAGUGAAGAUUGCUGAGAGUGACAUUGACGUCAAACUGAGCGUCUUCUGUGAACAAGACAGGAUCCUCCAGGACUUGGAAGACAAGAUACGAGCCCUUAAGGAGAACAAAGACCAGCUAGAGUCCGUGCUGGAGGUGUUGCACAGACAGAUGGAGCAGUACCGAGACCAGCCCCAGCACCUGGAGAAGAUUGCCUACCAGCAGAGGCUGCUGCAAGAGGAUCUUGUCCACAUCCGGGCGGAGCUCUCCAGAGAGUCCACUGAGAUGGAAAAUGCCUGGAAUGAAUACCUGAAGUUGGAGAGAGAUGUGGAGCAGCUGAAGCAGACCCUGCAGGAGCAGCACAGUCGAGCCUUUUUUUUCCAGGAGAAAUCACAGAUACAGAAGGAUCUCUGGAGGAUUGAAGACGUCAUUGCAGGCCUGAGUGCAAACAAAGAGAACUUCAGAAUCCUGGUGGAAUCGGUGAAAAAUCCGGAGAGAAAAACGGUGCCUUUGCUUCCUCACCCACCUGUGCCUUCACUCUCGACGCCUGAGAGCAAGCCGCCCCCGCCGCCCAGCCCUCCCACCAGCCCCACGCGGACCCCUCUGGAGGUUCGUCUCUUCCCCCAGCUGCAAACCUACGUGCCGUACCGACCUCACCCACCCCAGCUGAGGAAGGUGACGUCCCCCCUUCAGUCACCCACCAAGACAAAGCCCAAAGUUGAAGACGAGGCACCUCCCAGGCCCCCGCUCCCUGAGCUCUACAGCCCAGAGGACCAGCCCCCGGCCGUGCCACCCCUGCCGAGGGAGGCCACCAUCAUCCGGCACACUUCAGUGAGGGGCCUCAAGCGGCAGUCAGACGAGAGGAAGAGAGACCGGGAACAGGGGCAGUGUGUGAACGGGGACUCGAGGGUGGAACUCCGGUCAUAUGUCAGUGAGCCUGAGCUGGCCACCUUCAGUGGGGACAUGGCCCCUCCCUCGCUGGGACUCGUGGGCCCUGAGAGCAGGUACCAGACGCUGCCAGGCAGAGGGCUCUCGGGGUCCACGUCAAGGCUCCAGCAGUCAUCCACCAUUGCUCCCUACGUCACCCUCCGGAGGGGUCUGGAUGCCGAAAGCAGCAAGGUGACCUACCCUAGACCCAAGAGUGCCUUGGAGCGCCUGUACUCAGGGGACCACCAGCGGGGCAAGAUGAGCGCGGAGGAGCAGCUGGAGCGCAUGAAGCGGCACCAGAAGGCGCUGGUCCGGGAGCGCAAGAGGACACUGAGCCAAGGAGAGAGGACGGGUCUGCCCUCGUCCCGCUACCUCAGCCAACCACUCCCCGGAGAUGUCGGCUCAUGGAAGCGUGAGCAGGACUUUGACCUGCAGCUGCUGGAACGGGCCGUACAAGGGGACAGAAAGGACAAGGAGGAGAAUGGCUGGCUGAAGGUGCAGGCCAUGCCUGUCACUGAGUUGGACCUGGAACCACAAGACUAUGACGUGGACAUCAGCAGAGAGCCUCCUGGGUCCUUUCCUCAGCUCUCCAAACCCGAGAAGGUCUCCAUCCCCGAGCGUUAUGUGGAGCUGGAUCCCGAAGAGCCGCCCAGCCUGGAGGAGCUGCAGGCUCGGUACCGCAAAGCCGAGAAGAUCCGUAACAUCCUGGCCCGGUCCAGCAUGUGCAACCUGCAGCCCACAUCUAGCCAGGACCGGGACAGCGUGGCCGAUCUGGACUCGCAGCUGCAGGAGCAGGAGCGCAUCAUCAACAUCUCCUACGCCCUGGCCUCGGAGGCCUCCCAGCGCAGCAAGCAGGUGGCAGCCCAGCAGCUGGCCCUCCUCCCGCCUAAAGGCCCCCUGUCCUCCAGGACGGUGCCACCUUACCCCCCCUUAAGCAACGGACUUCACUACACCUUUGUCUAACACCUGCCAACCCAGGCAGUGACUGACCCGUGAUCCAAUGUGCAGAGAAGUCCAGAGCCAGGGACCAUCCGAACAGUGUCCUCUGAGAAAACUGAUCCUUCCUCCCUCAAGGAAACCCCUUCCCGCCAAGCAGGGGUUCAGGCUGAAAGACGGAGCAGCCCCCGGACUAUGGAGCGUUCUCUGCAGGGCUUGGUCCCAACACCCCCGCUUGGUUUAGUUCAGACUCCUUUUCACAUGUGACAAAGGCACUUUUGAUACACACUGUAAAGUACUGACACUGUCUUUUAGAAUCAGGACCUAUUUUAUAAUGUUCACCUCAAGGGCUGAGUGGCUGAGAAGGUGAGGCUGCAAGAUUUGGAAGCUGCACCUAUGGAUUCAGGUACCGUGUGGGUGGCAGGUGUGGGUGGAGGCAGCGGGCAGGGUGAGCAGAGGCCAGUCCAAGCUCUGAUGAACACAAGUGAGGCUGGAUUGGUGCUGCGCUUCCAGUGGAUUCCAGUGUUAGGCUCAUGGGCGUGCUGUCCGGGGCAGAGAUCAGCCGUCCCUGCCCUGACUUGAUGACCCGCUUCAAGAUGGCACGUGGAGCCCACGCCUGCGCCUCGGCCUUGGGUUUGGUUUAGGGUCAACGGCGUGUCCAGGAGCUUUGGUUCCCAACCCACUCACGAAGGUCUCUUAGCAAAGGGCUCUUCACCAAAAUGCAAACAAAAACCCAAUUCACUUUCAUUAAAAACAAAAAACACUUUGAAGUGCAGAAAAGGUGAGAUGCAUCUUUGAUUGUAUCAUAAGCAAUAAAUGUCACACUAGGUGGUAUCUGUCUGCAACCCCCUGCGACCACACUAGGCUGUGAUAGGAAUCCCAGGAUUUUUGUGGCCUGCCCCCGAGGACACAGGUCAGCUCCCCUGGGACGUGAGUCGGGUGGCAGGGGGGCAGGCAGCACAGUCCCCCACCAUCCUUGAUGGCCAGCAGGGCUGAUGGCAGGACUGUGACUUGACUUCCAGCCUAAUAAGGGGAGGGGGCUGCCAAGCCAGGCACAAGGUUUGUGGCCCUUUAUAUAAGUCAUGAGCUCAUGAUGUUCUGCAUCUAGAAAAUGAGGUGGAAAAGGAAAACAAAACAAAACAAAACUCCAUUGCGUGGAGCCACACUUUAAAUGAAAAUUUGUCUGUGACUGUGGUCAGAAAAAUAAUCUUGAAUAUAUUUAGAAGUUGCCGUCUAUUUUUAACUAACUCCAUAUGCUGCCAGUAUCAACUUCAUGACAUUUGCCAAAAUAAGAUUUUAUUUUUGCCUUUAUAAGAU
Phacochoerus africanus (Common warthog) is the source of this 5417-nucleotide messenger RNA. It is a transcript of the gene PLEKHA7, whose product is annotated as pleckstrin homology domain containing A7. NCBI's taxonomy places the organism in Eukaryota, Metazoa, Chordata, Mammalia, Artiodactyla, Suidae. The transcript is spliced from 27 exons. The record is from RefSeq and is a predicted model, not a curated record. Bases 270 to 4127 code for a protein of 1285 amino acids. Gene Ontology annotation, molecular function: protein binding. Gene Ontology annotation, biological process: zonula adherens maintenance; cell-cell adhesion mediated by cadherin; pore complex assembly. Gene Ontology annotation, cellular component: pore complex; zonula adherens.